AUGUACGGUAGCAAAUCCACCAUUGAAAUGGGGUUCUGCUCCAUCCAUCGCCGAAAGCGAACACGGGUUGACUUGAUUCCAUUAAAUGAUCAACCUGGACAAAUGCGAUGUAAGUUUCACAAGGAGUGUCGUCAGCGUAACGAGACGGAAAUGGUUAUCUGCAGUCUUCAUAACCGUAGGAGAAACAUUCAUCAGAUGAAAGAGGUUCGUAAAGGGAUAUUUGAAUGUCAACCACAGUUUGCUUGUCGUGGCCAAUUUAUUGACGGUGGUGUGCCAUCGUCUAAUACUGCUGCAACUCCUCCUCAAUAUGUGUUGCCGUCUAAGGGUAGUAGACCGCAGCAAACGGGAGGGGUGAUGCAUUCUACAACCCCAGCCAGUGUCAUCUGGGCACCAUCAUCGAAUCGUACACGCAAUGUGGGAUUAGUGACUUCACCGGAAUGGUCACAGACAGAUCACAAAGUGUGGUGCGCAAAACACGGCAAAUUGGCAUCUCAGUGUGAACUCCUUAAAGACUCCUGUUACGUCUGCUAUGACGCCUCUCUCUGUUUGUCAACACCACUAGAGUUGCCUUCAGAUCUACCUUUGAAGGGAUGCAAAGAGUUACUUUGUUCAAAACAUAACGCACUAAGAUUAGUUGAUUUUCUGGAGCGGACACCAGACAAGAUGGGAUACCAAUGUGUAGUUGGACAUCAGUGUCGAGGAACACUUGUUAAUCAGCAUGAGGCGCUUGAGGAGCGAGGUAUUCAUUCAGGACGCGAGGCGGUCUCUUCGUUUUUCGUGUAA
This is a messenger RNA of Trypanosoma theileri, 783 nucleotides long. RefSeq lists its product as uncharacterized. The coding region runs from base 1 to 783 and encodes 260 amino acids. Lineage: Eukaryota; Euglenozoa; Kinetoplastea; Trypanosomatida; Trypanosomatidae. The transcript has a single exon. The record is from RefSeq and is a predicted model, not a curated record.